Molecule: messenger RNA, 954 nt
Organism: Ostreococcus tauri
Lineage: Eukaryota; Viridiplantae; Chlorophyta; Mamiellophyceae; Mamiellales; Bathycoccaceae
Product: unnamed product
Exons: 1
Coding region: 1-954 (317 amino acids)
Source: RefSeq, a predicted model, not a curated record
AUGUGCGACCGCUUCGCGUUCUUCGCCGCGCAAUCGUGGCUCGCGCCCGUCGCGAGCGCGGUGGACGGCGCGAUCGAGCGCGAGGAGAUCUUUCGAGGGGCGUGCUCGUUCUCGCGAAGCGUCUCGGAACAGUACGGCGAGCAACGGCGCGCGAGCGGAUCGUCGAUGCAUCCGAACGUCAAAGACGAUCGAUCGGGGGCGACGGCGACGGAUGUCGAUGACGCGGACGAAGGGAUCGAGCUCCGGGGCGCGCUCGCCUCGGAUGCGUCGCACGUGACGUUCGGGAUCACGGAGACGUGGAGGGAUCCGGCGAGCGUGGAUGCGCGCUUCAUCGCCACGCGGGCGCGGGCGACGUCGAGCGAUGGCACCACCGGGUCGACGAGCGCGGCAGAUAAGGAGCGCGUCGUGCUCGAGUGCGAGCUGGACGGGAAGCGGUACAGGAUGUCCACGAGGACGUGUCUGGGAAUCACGACAUCACUCCAGGAACGGAAGUUUGGCGACGCGCACUCUCCGGCAAAGGAAUGUCCGAGAUAUCUGAGCGUGAUAUUUCCGCACGUCACUUUGAACGUGUACUCUUCCGCGGAGGAUGCGUCUUGGGACGGCUUACACGCGCUCGAGCGUGCGCUGAGAGAUCCCGCGCUAGCGACGGAAGCCGAAGAGACGCCCACACAAACGUCAGCGUCGGCGCUCUCGUUCCUUCGCCCGGGCGACGUUCCGACGUCCAUCGGCGACGACAUAGAGGAUGAAGACGACAUCGCCACCGCGAGCGCGUUCUCGGCCCAGCGCUUCGCCGCGGACGCCCUCGUGGAUGCCGCGCGAGCGCUCCUGACGGACCCCAACGCGUGGUCCGGCGUCUCCGAGAGGAUGCUCUUCCACGGCGUCCGAGACGCCUUCGUCGACGCUCCACGAUCGUACGACGUUCGCGUGUGCGACGACAUCGACGACGACGCGUGA